CGGCAACAACAAAUGAUGCGUCGAAUUCUCGGCGUCAAUUACCAUUUGGAAAUUCACAAAAUAUAGGUGAAACAGAAGGACCAACGGACGCAACGUACACGAAAAGAGAAAGUAAAUCGAGACUUACUUCAACUCCGCUAGUGGAUAGGGAGACAUACAAUUUUGAUGGUACGGGAGAUGGUCAGAAUCAGAAUAACGGCAAUAUUUCCCAAUACAAUAAUUUUCAUCGUUAUGAUGAUCAUGAAGCAGCAGCAAUCCGUCAUAAUACCCUUACAUUAUGA
Funneliformis caledonium is the source of this 281-nucleotide messenger RNA. The record is from the annotation of a GenBank genome assembly. NCBI's taxonomy places the organism in Eukaryota, Fungi, Glomeromycota, Glomeromycetes, Glomerales, Glomeraceae.